Messenger RNA from Penicillium salamii, 3228 nucleotides. The record is from the annotation of a GenBank genome assembly. NCBI's taxonomy places the organism in Eukaryota, Fungi, Ascomycota, Eurotiomycetes, Eurotiales, Aspergillaceae.
AUGUCGGCCUUGCAGACCUUCAUGCUGGUCGUGGACCACGACAAAGAAGAAGCCAAGCGAAUUGCUGAAGGAAUUGCACAUGGUAUGCAGCAUCACCCCGCACUCGAGUCCACUCGAAGCACUGCAUUACUAAACGAAAGAAUUCCAGAUGUUGAGACCAAGAAAGCCACUUUGAUUGAUACCGUGCAAUCGCUCGGGGAAUACAUCAAUGACGAGGACCCAAUCCUGCGCGGAAAAGCCAUUUCCUACCUGACAGCCGUUAUCUCGGCCCUCUCACCGAAGUACCUGACGAGACAACAGAUCCAGGUUCUGACUACAUUCUUCUGUGAUCGGAUUGAGGAUGGAGGUGCUGUUGCUGGAUUGGAGGUCUUGCAAGGCCUGGACCGGUUCAACAGGUUCCUGGCUACGCAGGUUGCUCAAGCGCUUUUCUCGAACUUCCAGGAUCUUCAAUCUCGAUCUCAAACACAGCGUUUCCACGUCUAUCAAUUGCUCAAUGAUCUGAUGUCGAACCACCGCGCAGCAAUGCGUGAUAUGGGAGACAUCUCCCUCCUUGGCGUGGUUGAUAUAAUGACGGGAGAGAAAGACCCCAGAAAUCUGAUGAUGGUGUUCUCUAUUCUGAAGGUGGUCAUGGUGGAAUGGGAUAUUUCUAACCAUACAGAGACACUCUUCGACUCUGUCUAUAAUUAUUUCCCUAUCACAUUCCGACCUCCACCAAAUGAUCCUUAUGGAAUCACGGCACAGGAUCUGAAGGGCCGUCUUCAAGACUGUAUUGCUUCGACGAGGCGCUUUGCUCCCCAUGCUAUCCCCGCAUUGCUGGACAAGCUUGAUUCCACCUCUCCUAAUGUCAAAAAAGAUGCUCUCAAUGCAUUGAUUGCUUGUAUUCAAUCUUAUGAUCCCAACACAGUGUCCAAGUUUUCCGUUACCGUUUGGGAGGUCCUCAAGUUUGAGAUUCUCAAUGCGCAAGAAGAGUUCCUUUCCGAGACCUCCCUUGAAGCAUUGCAACUAAUCACACGCCGCCUAUCAGAGGGUGUCACGGAAAUCUCCCAGGAUCUUCCUCUCGCAAAGUAUCUUCAGCCAAUCACCAAGGAGUGCAACGAGCAAUUGCAUGAACCCCAAAACAAGCAGGCCAAGCCUGCACAGUCUAUUCUUAGUUGCGUAUCGGCCGCUUCUCCCGUGUCCUUUACGCUGGUUGUUCAAACUGUCGUUGCUCCUGUUUUUACGCUAUACCAAGAGGCUGAUGGCAUUGUCAAACAAAAAGCACUUCUUGAGACCCUCAAUGUCCUCUUUGAAGCUGCAACAACCAUAUUUGGUCAAUGGACUACCCGAGGGGAAGAGCUUGCUAUCGAUAACCCGUUGCUGGAGUUUAAAGAUCAGCUUUCAGAGAUCCUCGGUCAAGUAUUGAUGGGAGCUGCUAAGGAGGAAGUUUCUUUCCGAGUCACUGCCCUAAAAGGAUUUUUGCGCCUGUCGACACUGCGCAACUUUUUCCAAGACAAUGAGAUUGGUCUUUUCGUGCAAUACCUGGACGAGAUUCUUCUGAAAGAAGAGUCUGUUGGCCGGGAUGACUUGAAGAAAGAAGCAAUUGCUGCACUUGCUGAAAUCUCCAAGCACAAGCCUAGGUUGAUCAUAGACAUCACUUUCCCGGCAUUUGUGGCAACAUUGCCCGAAGAGGAUGAAGGAUCUGAUGCCCUGUAUCUGCCAACCCUUGAGAUACUUGCGCAAAUCAGUGUCGAGAGAGAUAUUUUCGAGACGCUUUUCCGCCGCUUGUUCAGCAAACUGUCCAUCCUGCUACAAAAGGAGCAGCCUGGCUCUGUAGCCUACCCCCGGGCUAUUCUAGUCACUAUGCUCUACGUGAUGCAGCAGAGAAACAUGGAACAAGAUCAAAGUAUUGAUCUGUACUACAACAAGAUUGUUGUUGGUCUGUGUCGUGAUGUCGCAGCAUCAGCUUCCGGUAUGGCAAAGAAUCGGAUUCUUAAUGAUCCUACCGUGCUUGACACUUUGGGUCGGCUCUGCAAUCUUCUUGUGCGGUCUGUUUCGACCGAGAAGCAGGAGCAAGUUACCGAGAAUGUCUACACUCUCUUCGCUACCAGCGAUGAGUUCGUGCCCCUUCCAUUCAACCAGAAUGCAACUGCAGACCAAGAGCGUACGAUCAUCAUUUCCACCUACUUGCUUGCAGGCCUACCAAAGGAUUCUGGCAGCCGGCUUCCAUAUGUCACUCCCGACAUGUCGGCCUUGCUAUUGGAUCUGGUCAAUCGCUCGGUGUCCAGCACCGAACCAGCAAUCCACCAAUCAUACCUCCGUCACCUGGCCCUGCUCGUCAACAAGUUCCUGUCAAAGCAAGAUCUCUCAAUUGCAGAGCAACUCUUCGAUUCACUCCAAGGCCAAAGCACAGAGCCAAACAGCUUCAACCACGCGACAAUCCGCACAAUCUUCUGGCUAGCAAAGGCACUAGUCCUCCGUCUUGCACCAACAACAACCCACAUCUUGACCUCCCUCCUCACCCUAGUCUCCUCCCCAGACCAACAAACCAGCGUAACAGCCGCCCAGUCAUUCGCCAUCAUCCUAAGCGAGGACGACAUCCUCUCCUCCACCAAUGGAGCCACAAUCCGUCUCCUCUGCAGACAAAAACUCUUCACAACAGUCAUCCCACUGAUCUCCUCUCGCAUCCGAGAAGUAAACACAGAGACAGAAUCACUCACCCCACCCCACAUCAAACCAGCCCACCUAACAGCCCUCUCUGGAAUCCUCUCCACAAUCCCCACUUCCCUAGUAAUGCCCGAACUCCCAACAUUACUCCCCCUCCUCCUCCAAUCCCUGGAUCUCCAAACCAGCAACUCAACAGCAGUCAGAAAAGCAACACUAGACACACUAGCCGUCAUCAUCCGCGACAAUGGCGUAACAGUCAUCGAUCAAACAGGCCAUGUCCAAAGUCUCAUCACAAGACUCCUCAAAACAACAACAUCCGACAAAACCGCAUUCAACACUCCCCGUCUAAGAGCAGACGCAUUGAAAUGUCUCAAUCUGCUAGCAGCAAACCAGUCUCCACCUGGUACUGCGCCUAAUGCUCGUGCUCCACCGGUUAUUUCGCCCCUGUUGCCUGUCAAGGCUCAGGUUCUGAGAUCUUUGCGUGUUGUCCUUGAUGAUCCCAGACGUGAUGUCAGGAAGGCUGCUGUUGAUGCUAGGGGUGCUUGGCUUCGUGGUGUUGAUGAUGCCCCGGAAGAGGAGGAUUGA